UCACCCAUCACCAAAACACACAAUUAGCGACGGAAAAAAUUAAACCUUUCAAUGACGACAACUACUACGGUGACGGCCGCAGCAUGGACGGUAGCAGUAGCAGUAUUGCUAACGAUGGGAUGGUCGGCCGAUGGCCAGAUCGUGAAGACGACGGACGUGACGGUAACCAACUGGCUGUCGAAGGGACAGGACCUGACGAUGCACUGCAAGUCCAAAGAAGACGACUUGGGUGAACAGGUGCUGCACAAGCUGGGAACCUUCAGCUGGCAUUUCAUCCCAAAUUUCUUCGGCAAGACGCUCUUCUUCUGCUCCUUCUCGUGGGAUGGCAGCGGCGGCAACCGCUACUUCGACAUCUACGUUGAGAAGAGGGAUAAGGAUCGGUGCACCGACUGCAAGUGGAUCGUCAGCGAGGUUGGGCCGUGCUGGUACAAUGCCACCACGGCGGCUUAUGACGUCUGUUACGGUUAUAAGAGCAGCUUGCUUUGAUAUUAGUGUUUGGUACUUCUUUGAUUCAUUAGCCCCAUGCAUGUCUUUAAUUAAUAAGAGUGGUUAAGCACUGAAGAGAUUAGUGUGGGUUGUUGGCGUAGUCAGACUUUGAAAUUAAUGGGUUGAAUAAUGCUAAUGAAAAUUUGCAGAUAAACAGAAUCUGAGUUUACCUUGCUCAACUUCUAUGCGAGGUUAGCACUAUGGUGACCACUGACCAUACUAGAUGAUUAGUACGGGAUGAUAAUUGAAACCGAACCCACGAGUACGUAAUCCAGCUCAUCUCGAUCAAAGUGGGUAGAAUAUUGGAGUGGGGAAAAAGAUUCAAACUCAUCAAUCGAACCAAAACUCAUUACAAAUACAAAUUUGAUUGUGACGCCAAACUUUGAAUUCAUUUGAGGCUUUCACAGCUUUGAUUUAUAUAUUCAUAAUGAUACCAUGAGCGCCUUAGGGCGACCUCAAGAUAUGUUUUCAGAUACUGCUAUACAAUUACAACUUGUUUUUGCUCAAUGGAUACAAAACACCCAUGCUUUAGCACCUAGUGCAACCGCUCCUGGUGCAACAGCAAGCACCAGUUUGACUUGAGGGGGUGGUGAUUUGGUGGCAGUGGGUGGGAAGGUUGCUUUGAUACCUAUUCCAUUGGGAACCGCGGAUUUUUUGGUCCAUCAUAUUCAUGCAUUUACGAUUGCCCUGUUUACUUUUAUUUCUGUUUCCUGUUUUUAGAAAACAAGUGAAAACAACAUUUCGUCGUUUCGGAAAAUAAUAGGAAGUUGUCACUUUCUGUUUUCAUAGUUGAAAACGAGUAGAAAACAGAAUGAAUAGUAAAAAAGCUUUUUUCGUUUCGGUUGCCAAAUUUAUAACAUGAAAACAGAAAAUGGGAAACGAAAAUGAAAGUAAACAGAUUUUGAUUUCGGCUAAAAUACCUCGGAUACCACUUAAGUUUCAGAAUUGGGGCAUGCAUACCACUUAAGUUUGAAUAGGGCGUCGGGUACCACUGAACUUUAUUAUUUGUGCACCCGGUACCACUUAAGUUUAAUGUUAAGUGCAUUCCGUUAAAGUUAACAGAAUAUUCUUGGAAUAUUCUGUUUUCUAAAUUUCUUAAUUGGUCCUUCUACUUUUCUUAUUGUAAAAAAUCAUUUUUGACUUAUGAAAAACAUCAAUUUUUAUUAUUUAAUUGGUAUCCUCUUUUGAAAACUUGAUACCAAAUUAAUUUAUGAAUAGAAAAUUUAAAAUCAAUAUUAUUAUAAGUAUUUUCAAUUAUUAUUAUGUUUUCUAAUAAUUGAAUUAUUCUCCUUUUUUUUUUGAAGAUUUUGAUACCAAACCAAUUUUUGAAUAGAAAAUGUACAAUCAAUUAUCAUUAUAAGUACUUUAAAUUACCAUUAUGUGUUAUAAUAAUCGAAUAAUUUGCUUAAGCAAUAUAUCCUAUGAAUUCUAUAUCGAUAUAAAUAUAUGAGGAUGUUAUAUUUAAUUCUCGUACAUCAUUUGGAUGUUGUAUAAUUUUCUUGGUUACUUUCGUUCUAUUUUCGUUCGAAAUUUUCUUCAAUUACUGUAAUAUGUUUAAUUCUUUCUAACUAUGUUCCAUUUAUCAUUCUUUGGUCUUGAUGUAUUGAUGAUCGAUUAGAUUCUAUUUUAACUAUGUUUAAUGCUACUUCUUAUCGGAUUAGUGAUUUAAAUAGAUCUUCUAAUAUUGAUUUUAAAUAUUUAUUAUUAUAUUCUAUAUAUUUAUUCUUCUUCUUGAUAUUUGUUUAUUAUUUUUACUAACUUAUCUAUUUUAUUGAAAAUUUUGAUUAGUCAUUUUAGUAAUAUUAUGUUUAGAAGGUUUGUUAAUUUCUCUAUUAGAUAAAAACUUGUUGAAAUAUAGUUUUGGAUGUUUU
Messenger RNA from Linum trigynum, 2357 nucleotides. The record is from the annotation of a GenBank genome assembly. NCBI's taxonomy places the organism in Eukaryota, Viridiplantae, Streptophyta, Magnoliopsida, Malpighiales, Linaceae.